GGCGUCUCAGUUGCCAUGGAGACCGGGCACUCCACAGCGCCGAGGUCCGUGGCGUCCGCGACUAUCGCGUACGAGGGGACAACGUGGGCGCCAACCUCGCGCCCAGCCCGACCCAGCAGCCCCAGCCUGUCCUCCUGGAAGUCCUCCGUCGCCCACACAGAGGGCUUCUGCUACAGCUUCGCGGCCCGGCCUCGCCGCGUGGCGCCGCUUGCGCUCGCGCCGCAGCCCGAGCCGCAGCUGCUUCGCCUGCGCCCCUCCUCGCUGCGCACCCAGGACAUCUCGCACUUGCUCACCGGCGUCUUCCGCAACCUGUACUCGGCCGAGGUGAUCGGCGAGGACGUGAGCGCGAGUCUGAUUAAGGCCCGCGGCAGCGAGAAUGAGCGCCACGAGGCGUUCGUGGACGAGCUGCGGCAGAUUCGGGAGCUCCAUAAGCAGCGGCUGGAUGAGGUGGAAAUGUUGGAGAGACACAUCAUUCAGGCCCGUGCACGUGCAAUUGCGGAAAAAGAGAGGGUCAUCAACCAGGCCAGAGAACAGGACCUCGAGGCCCUUGUCAAAUUGCCUCCAGUGAAUACUGUCUUCAGAUGGUGUAUAGACAGCAAGUUGCUACAGAAGCAUCAUUUGAUCUGCCCAGAAGAUUACUACAGUGAUACAGUGCCAUUUUGUCCUGCACCUAAAGGCCACCUGCUCCCUGGAUAUUCAAAAAUGACAUUUAGCUGUGAGCAGCGUUCCAUCCCAAAGAAAGAGCCGUACAAGAAGCUUGAAGUUUUGUGCAGAAAGAAGCUUACUGAGUCUAAAGAUGACUUAGAUCACACUGUGGACAGCCUGACAUGGGACUCAGCUCCUAAGCCCAAGCAAAAGAUGAGAGAAACUGUCAAGAAAGCAAGUCUACCAAAGAAUAAAAACUGGAUGAACCACUUACGUGUGCCACAGAGAGAACUAGAGCGACUUCUGCUUGCCAGAAUGGAGAGUCGGAACCAGUUCCUCAAAAACCCUCGGUUUUUCCCUCCUAACACUCCAUAUGGAGGCAAAUCUCUCAUUUUUCCUCCGAAGAAGCCAGCACUGACAGGAGAAUUCCAGAGUGUGGAGCCAGAACAGAGUGGUGCUGAUACUCCAGUGUUUCUGGCUAAACCGCCGAUCGGAUUUUUUACAAAUUAUGAAAUUGGACCUGUUUAUGAGAUGGUCAUCGCGCUGCAGAAUAUCACCACCACCAGCCGCUACCUGCGGGUCCUCCCACCUUCCACGCCAUACUUUGCUCUAGGAUUGGGGAUGUUUCCAGGAAAAGGUGGAAUGGUGGCACCUGGAAUGACCUGCCAGUAUGUUGUCCAGUUUUUUCCUGACUGCCUUGGGAAUUUUGAUGAUUUUAUUUUGGUUGAGACCCAGUCAGCCCGCACGCUCCUGAUCCCCCUGCAGGCCCGGAGGCCACCCCCGGUGCUGACACUAUCACCCGUGUUGGACUGUGGUUACUGCCUCAUUGGGGGAGUGAAGAUGACCGGAUUCAUCUGCAAGAACGUGGGCUUCAGCACUGGCCAGUUCUGCAUCAUGCCCAAAAAGAGCUGGCCACCACCGAGUUUCAAGGCCGUUGCCACCAUUGGCUUUGUUGAGCAACCUCCCUUUGGAAUCCUGCCCUCAGCAUUUGAGCUGGCCCCGGGGUAUGCCGUAUUGGUGGAGGUCCUGUUCCUCCCAAAGAGCCUAGGGAAGGCAGAGCAGACCUUCAUCAUCGUGUGUGACAACUGCCAGAUAAAGGAACUGGUGAUUGUAGGAAUUGGGCAGCUGGUUGCUUUGGAUCUGAUCUAUAUUUCUGGUGAAAAAAGUCAACCCGACCCCGGAGAGCUCACAGACUUAACAGCCCAGCAUUUCAUACGAUUCGAGCCUGAAAACCUUCUGUCCACAGCCAGGAAACAGCUGAUUAUUAGAAAUGCUACGCACGUGGAGCUGACCUUCUACUGGCAGAUCAUGAAGCCCAACCUGCAGCCCUUAAUGCCUGGAGAAACCUACAGCAUGGACACCAUCAAAUACCACCCAGAUGAGGAGACUGCCUUCUCCAUCAUGCCCGCAAAGGGGGUUCUCAGCCCCCACACGGACCACGAGUUCAUCCUGAGCUUCUGUCCUCAUGAGCUGAGGGCUUUUCACAGUGUGCUCCAGAUGGUGCUAGAAGGAGUCCCAGACCCCAUAAAUUCAGAAUCGGAGAACAUGGGACACUCCUCAUACUCUGUGGAUAAUGUGAUCGUCCUGGAAAUCGAGGUGAAAGGCUCAGUGGAACCUUUCCAGGUUCUUUUAGAACCAUACGCCCUCAUCAUCCCAGGGGAGAACUACAUUGGCAUAAACGUGAAGAAGGACUUUAAGAUGUGGAACAACAGCAAGUCACCCAUCAGAUACAUGUGGGGAAAGAUCAGUGACUGCCACAUCAUUGAAGUGGAACCCUGCACAGGGGUCAUAGAACCCAAUGAGGUUGGUGAUUUUGAGUUGAACUUCACUGGAGGCGUCCCUGGCCCUGCAAGCCAGGACCUGCUGUGUGAAAUAACAAACUCGCCGUCACCAGUGGUGUUACACAUUGAGGCGGCCUUUAAGGGGCCUGCCCUCAUCAUCGACAUCUCAGCCCUUCAGUUUGGCCUGCUCCGCCUGGGACAGAAAGCCACAGACUCCGUCUACAUCCGGAACGUCAGCCAGCUCCCAGCCACGUGGCACAUGAAGGAGAGCCCUGUCUGCCUUGAAGAAAGGCCUGAGGAUGUGUCCCCCUUCAACAUUGAGCCUUCCAGCGGCCAGCUUCACCCUCUGGGGGAGUGCAGAGUGAACAUCACCUUGGAAGCCUUACACUGCCAGCGUCUACAGACCGUCCUAGAGCUGGAGGUGGAAAAUGGGGCCUGGAGUUACCUUCCUGUGUAUGCUGAGGUACAGAAACCCCACGUGUACCUGCGGAGCAGCCAGGUGGAGAUUAGCAACCUCUACCUGGGAGUGCCUACAAAGGUGACUGUCAUGCUCAUCAAUGGCACGCUGCUACCCACCCGCUUCCACUGGGGCAAGCUCCUGGGGCACCAAGCGGACUUCUGCAAAGUGAUAAUCUCCCCCAGACGUGGCCUGCUGGGCCCCAGUGAGGAGUUCCAUCUCAACUUGGAAUUCACUGCUCACACCCAGGAAGAACUGACCAAUCUGGUCCUCCCUUGUCACGUGUCAGGCAUGAAGAAGCCACUGGUCCUAGGCAUUUCUGGGAAGCCCCAGGGACUGCAAGUGGCCAUUGCCAUCUCUUCGGAGGAUUCUGAUAGCUGUGUUUGCAGCACAGAACAGUGGCCAGGCCCCCCGAAGGAGCUUCACCUGGACUUUGGCUCGACGGUGCCACUGAGGACCCGUGUGACUCGCCAGCUCAUCCUCACCAAUUGCUCCCCAAUACACACGCCUUUCACCCUCAAGUUUGAGUACUUCGGGAGCUCCCAAAGCAGUCUGAGCAAAAAGACCAGCCUCCCCGACAUGCCUCCUGCCCUGCUAAAGACGGCACGAAUCCGAGAGCACUUGGCCAGGCGAGAGCAGCUGGACUUUUUGGAAAGCAUGCUGUCUCAUGGGAAAGGAGCUGCUUUCUUUCCCCACGUUGACCAGGGCAUACUGGGGGCCUACCAGCAGCGGAUAAUCGACAUCACAGGCUGUGCCAACAUGUGGGGCGAGUACUGGGACAGCCUCAUCUGCACGGUGGGAGACCUGCCGCAGACAGUCAUCCCGGUGCACAUGGCAGUGGUGGGCUGCCCCAUCAGCUCCCUGAGGACCACCUACUACACCACUGACCAGGUCCAGAAGGAGCCUGUCAUCAGGUUCGGCACCCAGGUCUCAGGAGGAGACACAGUUACCCGAGUCCUUCGCCUGCACAAUUCCAGCCCCUGUGACAUCCGCCUUGACUGGAGGACCUACACUCCGGAAGACAGGGAAGACCGGCUAGUGGAACUGCUGGUGUUUUAUGGACCACCCUUCCCACUGCUGGACCAAGCUGGGAACGAGCUUGUGUGCCCUGAGGCCCCUGAGGACAGCUACCUCCUCUGGUCCCUGAGCCCUUCCAAUUCAUCGGAAUGCAGCCAUGAAGCUGCCCCAUUGGUUGGGGGCAGCUCCAGUGCCAGCAGCGGGGUGGCGGAGCAGCUCAUCUCAGUCAUCCUGCAGGCGCACGAGGGGGUGCCCUCCGAGCACCUGUACUGUGUCAGCCCCAAGCAGGUGGUGGUCCCUGCUGGGGGUAGCAGCACCAUCCACAUCUCCUUCAUACCCCCGGUGCUCAGCCCCAAUAUCCUGAACAAGGUGGAGCACGCAGGCUAUGCCCUGGGUUUCAUGAGCUUGGAUGACGAGGUGGAAAGGGAGAUUCCAGAGAGGAGGUGUCGCCUGCAAGACUUUGCUGUGGGACCCCUGAAACUGGACCUGCAUGGCUACGUGAGGCCAGCACAGCUGAGUGUGGAGCUGGACUACGGCAGCGGCAUGGAAUUCCGGUGCCAGGCCAGUGAUCUCAUCCCCGAGCAGCCCUGCACUGGGGUGCUGAGCGAGCUGGUGACCACCCACCACCUGAAGCUGACUAACACUACGGAAAUCCCACACUACUUCCGGCUCCUGGUCUCCAGGCCCUUCUCUGUUUCUCAAGAUGGGCCUGGCCGGGACUACAGAGCCCCUGGCCGCAAGCAGGAGUGUGAGGAGAUAGCCUCAUUGGGCAAGCAGCUGGUGCUCCGCCCACAGGAGAACAUGCUGGUGGACGUGUCCUUCUUGCUCUCCCUGGAGCUGCUGUCUUACCAGAAGUUCCCGGCUGACCAGAUGCUGCCAGGGGUGGACAUUCAGCAGCGUGCGAGUGGAGAGAAAGAGAUGGUGUUUACUCAGGACCUGCUCCUGGAGUACACCAACCAGACCUCUCAGGUGGUGCCCCUGCAGGCCACUGUGGCUGUGCCCGAGCUACAGCUCUCCACCAGCUGGGUGGACUUUGGGAUCUGCUUUGUGAACCAGCAGCAAAUCCGGGAGGUGUACCUGGUGAACCUGAGCGGCUGCCGGAGUUACUGGACUGUACUGAUGGGCCAACAGGAGCCAGCCAAGGACACUGUGGCCUUCAGGGUCUCCCCAAACAGUGGACUGCUGGAGGCACGACCUAUCAAUGCGCCCCCAAUGUCCAUCACGCUACAGGUUUUCUUCACUGCUAGGAGCAGUGAGCUGUAUGAGUCCACGAUGGUGGUGGAAGGUGUGCUUGGCGAGAAGACCUGCACCCUGCAGCUCCGGGGCCAAGGCUCUUAUGAUGAGCGAUACAAGUCACUUUGCCAGCUCUGAGGCUCUGCCCUGCCCCUCAGCCCCAGCCCCAGCUUUGGAAUAAACAUGGCCCAGGA
Molecule: messenger RNA, 5327 nt
Organism: Carlito syrichta (Philippine tarsier)
Lineage: Eukaryota; Metazoa; Chordata; Mammalia; Primates; Tarsiidae
Gene: DLEC1
Product: deleted in lung and esophageal cancer 1
Exons: 37
Coding region: 16-5271 (1751 amino acids)
Biological process (GO): negative regulation of cell population proliferation
Source: RefSeq, a predicted model, not a curated record